GUAUUGCUUUGACUAAAGAACUUACACAAAGUUAUAAAUUAAACAUUAUAGAAACUUGCACUGUAAAAAAUACAGUGAAAAACGGCUAGAUACAGGAAAAUGCUGUUUUUUAACAAAACAGUAAAAUACUGUAGAACUGUACAUACUUGCAUCCUAAACUCAAGGCAACUGGUUUCCCAAAUGAAAUGAGUUGGGUUCAAGGGUAUUAAUACGGUAACAUACCGUUAAAUAAAGGGAAGCUGUAAAUUAACGAAAGUAGAACUGUAAAAUAACAGUAGAUUGCUGGCAACUAGCUGCCAGUAGGUGGGUCAAAAAGGACCAAACCAAGUGAUUGGGUUAAAUCGUUGGAUUUCUUUUUUGAUCCAACUCUGGCACCCCGUCACAUUUCCAUUAAGUAGCGUCUAUCUAAAUUCAUCAGCCAAACAUUUGAAUAACUUUUGUGUUCGUACUUUUAACAAACAGCUGCGGCAGCUUUGGCUUCACAUGCACUUCUGUUGCACAAAGGAUUAUGGGUAACAUUAGCAGAGCAUUCAGUCUGACACCUUUGGCAUACUAUUUUCAACAUCCAAAGAUCAGAAACAGAAAUGUUGUAUUACAUAAUGUUUAGGAUGGAUAUUUUGUAAAGCUGGUGUGGAUCUAUCUCUCUUUCUGUUUGUUUUCUUCACUCAUUCUCUCUGUCAAAGCUUAUUUUCACCGUCUGUUUUGUGUUUUAAACAUUUAAUUCCUGAUUCAAUAGAUCAUGUCUUAAACUUUCAAACUUGUGGGGUGUGUCUGUGCCAUUGGAGAGCUGUGUGUGGGGGUUGAGCCCUGAACACAUGUGCUGUCACUCAAACACCCUGUGCAGACCGCUCAAACUGAGACCGAGAUCCCGGCAGCUCAAAGACGCCCGACUCGCCCUCGUCUUUGGACGCUGUUGAGUUUUACAGAUUGACUCUUCUGUGGUGCUUUAUUGCGAGCGAAUCGAAUCAGAUGAUGAAGGCCGUGGUGAUACUGAGUGUACUGGUGACCGUUGUGUGUCAGGUGAGCAGUAUCAAGCAGGUAAAGCAGAACGAUCUAAACCCAUCAGUGCUGUAUCCAUGGCAACACAGAAGUGCAGGAGCACAGGUCCGAGUGAAGAGAGACUGGAUUAUACCACCUAUCCGAGUCUUAGAAAACAGCAGGCAGGUUCCUGAAGAUCUGGUCCAGAUUAAAUCUGAUAAAAUUUUCACGGGCGAGGUGAUAUACAUGCUGGAGGGUCCCGGGGUUGACCAGGACCCUAAAGGCCUCUUUGAAAUCGAUGAGAAAACAGGAUGGAUUAAAAGUAAAAGGCCACUGGACAGGGAGAAACACAGGAGCUUCAAGCUCAAAGCUUUUGCACUUUCCCCGAGCGGAGAGAGAUUGGAGAGUCCGACCACCAUUGAGAUUUAUGUUCUGGAUCAGAAUGACAACAGGCCUGAAUUUACACAAAAGGAGUUUUUCGGCACAAUCCCAGAAUUCUCUGUUCCAGGUACUUCAGUGAUGCAGGUGACAGCAGUAGAUGGUGAUGAUCCUAUGACAGAUAACGCAGCUCUGAGUUACUCUAUCAUUGGUCAGGAGACCGUCCCACCUCACAGCAUCAACAAGACCAUGUUCGGCAUCAACAACAAAACUGGAGUCAUCUCCAUACGCGACGUGGGACUGGACCGAGAUGUGGUGCAGUCUUUUAAGUUGACUCUGCAGGUGGCUGACAUGUCUGGAAUAGGUCUUUCCUCCAAGGGCCGUGCCAUCAUUAACAUCUCUGACAUUAACAACCACGCUCCAAAAUUCCAGCCUAGCGUGUAUAAAAUGUAUGCGAUGGAGAACAAGCACAUUGCGGAGGUGGGUAGAAUCAACGCGACAGAUAAUGAUCAGAGAGGUGGACUAAACUGGAUGAUCAAAUACAAAAUCACAAGCGGAGAUCCAGUAGGACACUUCAGUGUGCGUACAGACCCGGUGACCAACCAGGGCAUCAUUUCUGUGGUUAAGCCACUGGAUUUUGAGUCACAGGCGGAGCACCAGCUCACUGUCACAGCUGAAAAUGCAGUGACUCUUAAAGCUCCAUAUGAAAGAGUCCAAAGUGCCACAGUCACAGUCAGUGUGCUGAAUGAAAACGAACCCCCGAUCUUCUAUAGAAACCCUAUUAAAGUGACUGUGCCUGAAUCCGUCGAUCCUGGUACCAUACUGGUCUCAGAUGUUGCACAUGAUCCAGAUAACGCCAAGCUACGGUAUGAAAUCAUUCAGGAUCCUGAGAAUUGGCUUUAUAUCAACCACGCGACUGGACAGAUCUCAACCAGUAGAAACUUCAAUAUCCGCUCUCCACAUGUCAAGAACAACAUGUACUCUGCCGUCGUAAAGGUCAUAGAUCAGGAUGCUGAUGGAGUUUCUGCGACAGCCACAUUGGAAGUCACUCUGUGGGAAACCAAUGAUUAUCCACCCAUACUGAUUCCAUUGAGUGGGACCGUAUGCAGUGAUCAGGACAGAGAUAAACUGGGUCUGCUGCUCAGUGCUAUCGAUCAGGACAUGGCUCCUCAAUCUGACCCCUUUACAUUUAAAAUAGAUGACCAAAAUCUGGCCGCCAACUGGACCAUAAUAACUCUAAAUGAGACUCACGCCGUUCUCCAGCCACUUGUAGACAUCGAGAGCGGAGAAUUUUCUAUUCCUGUUGUCGUGUCAGACUCGGGCUCUCCGUCACUUUCCUCAUCUGCUUUGGUCAAUGUCACCGUCUGUUCCUGUGAUAGUUUCGGAGACUGCAAGAGUUUGUCGGCAGCCAUGUUUGGAUCCAGAAUGGGCCUAAGCUUUAUUGCCCUCAUGAUUAUUGUGGGCAGCAUGGUUCUUUUAUUGUUGCUGAUUGUCCUCGCUGUGACUGUGAGAGGCUGCAUGAGACCUAACAUGAAGAAAGGAGGAGGACUGCUGAUCGGGACAUCUGAAGAGGACAUCAGAGACAACGUCUUUCAUUACGAUGAGCAGGGAGGUGGAGAGGAGGACGAGAAUGCAUUCAACAUUGAUUUUCUGAGGAACCCGAGUGACGUGAUUCCUGCACCAGCCACAUAUUUCCCUCAGAACCGCAGCCUGCCGAGAGGAAAACAGCCCCUAAGGAAAGAUGCUCCACAUAAUCUCCCUUCUCCUACAUAUCCUCGCAAACGCGCUGGAGAGCCGACGGACAUUGAAGAUUUCAUUAAUGUUGGUCUUGAUGCUGCAGACGCCGACCCCAACGUCCCGCCGUAUGACACGGCUCUGAUCUAUGACUAUGAAGGUGAUGGGUCUGUAGCAGGUAGCCUGAGCUCCAUCGCCUCCACAGGUUCGGAUGAAGAUCAGGACUACGACUAUCUCAAUGACUGGGGACCACGCUUUAAAAAACUGGCUAACAUGUAUGACCCACGGUAAAGGUCGGCACGAUUCACACGUUCGACACAUUUCAGAUCUUCUUGUGGACCCAGGCUCUCCAAACCUUGAUGUUGCUAAAUUUCCUUUCAUCUAUGUGAGAAGUUGCUGGUGGCGUAUGGUGUUUUUGUUAAAGGUCAUAAGAGAAACAAAACACUCUUUCCUUUUCUUUAUGGAUCAGCAAGUUAUUUUAACAUGUUGAUGUGACAGGUGCUUGCUGUGGGCCGUGUGUUUUUCAUAUUGAGCAGCACCAACUGGAGAGAGGAACUGUGUGGAAGUCCAUAUCGCUUACGUGGCGAAAGACAGACGCCUUGUUCCUAAAACAUGUGUCAUGGUUAGUUUAGCUUGCUGAGCAUGUAAAUGGGUUUAAAACUAAGAAAAUGCUGUAUUGACGAUUAGGAAAUGUUUUUU
Messenger RNA from Paramisgurnus dabryanus, 3789 nucleotides. It is a transcript of the gene cdh15, whose product is annotated as cadherin 15, type 1, M-cadherin (myotubule). Gene Ontology annotation, molecular function: cadherin binding; calcium ion binding; beta-catenin binding. Gene Ontology annotation, biological process: cell migration; multicellular organism development; adherens junction organization. The record is from RefSeq and is a predicted model, not a curated record. Gene Ontology annotation, cellular component: adherens junction; plasma membrane; catenin complex. NCBI's taxonomy places the organism in Eukaryota, Metazoa, Chordata, Actinopteri, Cypriniformes, Cobitidae.